Anoplopoma fimbria (sablefish) is the source of this 1779-nucleotide messenger RNA. RefSeq names its product ankyrin repeat domain 16 (gene ankrd16). Bases 136 to 1251 code for a protein of 371 amino acids. Lineage: Eukaryota; Metazoa; Chordata; Actinopteri; Perciformes; Anoplopomatidae. The record is from RefSeq and is a predicted model, not a curated record. Gene Ontology annotation, molecular function: protein binding. The transcript is spliced from 7 exons.
UGGCCACUUAAUUCUUUACUACUCAGCAACAUAAACAGCUCUCUCCAGCAUGUCUUCAAGAAGCCCAGCUAACUCUUUUCUCUCACUUUGAACAACACAUUCACUUUGUGUUCCUGCCUUUAACCUCCACCCAACAUGGAUGAAAACACCUGUAAACUGCUGGUGAAGCUCGCUCAGGACGGACAGGUAAGCUCUCUGGAGAAACUUAUAUCAUUAGGUGGGUCGGCGGCGGUUCAGACUGUCAGCAGCAAACACUUCGGUCGGUCAGGGGACACCCUGCUGCACUACGCUGCCAGGAAGGGACACCUGGACAUGGUGGAGUAUCUAAUAAAGCGGGUAGGGAUGGAUAUGGAGCUGGACAACAACGACUACAAGAGGCCUCUGCACGAAGCUGCUUCCAUGAGCCACCAGGCCUGUGUCAGCUACCUGCUCCGGGAAGGAGCCAAGGUGGACAGCCUGAAGAAAGCCGACUGGACUCCCCUGAUGAUGGCCUGCACCCGGAGAAACCUGGGCGUGAUCCAGGAGCUGCUGUGCCAUGGCGCCGACCCUGCACUGAAAAACAAGGACGGCUGGAACUCUUUCCACAUCGCCUGCAGGGAGGGCGACCCCCUGGUCGUCCAGCACCUGCUUCAUGUCGCGCCUGACGUCUGGAGGACUGAGAGCAAGACGCGCAGGACUCCGCUGCACACUGCAGCGAUGCACGGCUGUGAGGAGGUUGUCAGGAUCUUGCUGGAGAGAUGUGGCUACGCCCCGGGCUGCACUGACAGCUGUGGAGUCACUCCUUUCAUGGACGCCGUCAGGAGCGGACACAUUUCUGUGGCCCGGCUGCUUCUGGACAAACACCAGGCGUCUCCAACUGCGGCUGACAUUCUCGGGGCUCAGGCGGUGCACCAGGUCGCCGUCACCGGCCAGGAGGAGGCACUGCGGUUCCUGGUGCGGGACUUAAACGUAGACGUGAAUCAGAGGGCCACUAACAUCCAGCUCACUGCCCUGCACUACGCUGCAAAGGAGGGCCACACGUCCACUAUAAAAACUCUGCUGGAGCUUGGGGCAGAUCUUCAUGUUCGGGACCAAAAGGGAAGAACUGCUCUUCACAUGGCCUGCAUCGGGCAGCACGCGGACACCGCCAGGACGCUCCUGCAGCUCGGACUCAAAGACUCAGAGGACGUGUGUGGCUCAACAGCAAUGCAGCAUGCCAGGAAACCAGACGUAGUGCGAGUGUUUGAAUGUGGCUUACCAGACCCGUCAUAACGUAGCGUUAGUGAUACAGGACACAGAUUUGGCGAUUUAAGUAGAGAAAAGAACCUGAAACCUUAUAAGGUGAUUAACGUAUAUUAAACUUGUACUGUGUUGUGUUGUGUAUUUUUGAGUGACAGAAUUUGGGGACUACAAUCUCAUGACUUGAAUUAAAGUGGUGCUUUAGUGUCUCAUAUUUACAUCGGACCUGACUUUCAUGCUCGUGACUUGAAUUAGACUGCUAUAACUUAACAAAGUGUCUCCAAAAAUAACUUUAAAAGUCCAUAAUAGUGUUUGUGCCAAGAGGCCGGCCACUCUGCCACAUGGUAGUAAGUGUCUUGUUUAGAGAAUGCAGUGAGGUGUAGACAUAAUUGGACAAAUUAUAUGCCUGUGUAUGCCACACCUGCCUUUGUAUGAUUUUGUACAAUUGUUGCUAGGAUGUCAGACACAAAACAAACCCUAAGCUUUAAACAUUGGCAACCACCUCUGAUAAUUCUAAAGUCUUUCUUUGCUGGCUGGUGUGUAUUACUUUGCAUUAAAGUG